AUGAAUAUUGUGGCUCCAAACUUGCUUAGUUUUAUGAUAUACGCUUCUGAUGCUCACAAGGUUUGGGAGGAUCUUCAUGAGAGGUUUGACAAAGUCAAUGCAUCUAGAUCCUUCUACUUACACAAGGAAAUUGGGAAGCUAACACAAGAAUCUAAGCAAAAUGCAGAACAUUAUCAGCUUCGGAAGUUGUAUCAGUUUCUUACUAGGCUAAAUGAUACUUUUGACAAUGCCAAGGAUCAGAUCCUCAUGACUAGACCAGUACCUAACAUAAACCAGGCAUAUGCAAUGAUCAUUAAUGUGGAAAGACAUAGAAGAAACAAUUCUACUGUUGGUGUUGGUGAUCCUACAACUCUACUGAGUUAUAGAGUCCUUACAGGUGGUUACAACCGUGGCUAUAAGCCCAGAAAUAACUUUGGAAAGUCAUCUCUUCAGUGUGACUUCGCCAUCUUAAAGGUCAAACUAGAGACAAUUGUUAUAAACGUCAUGGUUACCCCACUGAUUUCAGAGGUAGGAAAGGAGGGGGGAGGUCCUCCUGAUUCCAAAGGUGCAUAUGCACACACUGCCAGCAUAGCACCUGCUUCAUGUACACAACAAGGAGGUGUUGGUAAUGUGGUUUCAUCAUAUAGUUCAGCAACUGAUAGCUCUUCAGCAACAGCAGGUGUCUCUUCAGCACCCUUCUUUACUCAAGAUCAAUACAAUCAGAUCCUGCACAUGUUGAACAAAGGAAAACAGGUUGAUACCGUGGCUAAUUCUGCAACAGUGAAUACUACAGGUACUAUAACAGCUCUCAUGUCUCAUCUAGUGAGCAAUAAUUGGAUUAUAGAUACAGGUGCUACCAAUCAUAUGGAUCACAACCUCAAUCAACUGAGCAAUAUUAGAAAGCUAUUAGAUAGUGAUCAGAACUCGAUUCAACUUCCCAAUGGUGAAAAGGUUAUUAUCAGUGACACUGGUGAUCUAUCAUUGUUUAAGGAUAAAUCAGUACAUCAUGAGCUCUUCACUGGGAAGGUGAUGGGGAUUAGCAAAGAGGAACAUGGUCUUUACAUUCUGAAGCACAAAGAACAAGAUAUUCCCAAGCAGCUUAAUGCAUGUUCUAUUAAUGCAUUUGAUCUCAUACAUGCUGAUGUUUGGGGGCCAUACAGAGUACCUACUCAUAAUGGUAGGAGUCAAAAAUCAGUUUUACUGCAGUGUCAAGUGUCUAAGGUUAACAAUGGUACUGAAUUCUUUAACAAUCAAGUCACAGGACUUCUACAAGAACAUGGAAUAGUUCAUCAAAGUACUUGUGUAUACACUCCUCAACAGAAUGGCAGAGUUGAAAGAAGACAUAGAUUUAUUCUUGAUAUGGCCAGGGCUUUAAGGUUGCCUACUAUUGUACUGAAUGGUGUAUCUCCUUUUGAAAGGCUGUUUCAUAAGUCCCCUUCUUUAAACCAUCUCAGAGUCUUUGGGAGUCUGUGUUAUUCAACUAACCUGAAGAAAACAUAUAAUUUCUGCCGUAGAGCUAUCCCUGCUGUUCAUCUAUGUUAUUCAUCUAUUCAGAAGGGUUAUGUUCUAUAUGACCUGAGCUCACCUCUUCUUAUCAGAAAUGUUGAGUGUCCUGCUUUGCAUUCUUCUGACUCCUUCAAUCCAUCUGCUUCUCCAUGUCCUUCUAUGCCUCCCUUGAAUAACCAACCUAGUCUAUUCUUCCCUUCUCCACCUCCUACUGAUAAUUUUUCCUCAUCUUCUCUUCUUUUAUCUGCUCCUGCUGAUUUAAGGAGAUCUUCUAGAGUGACUAAACCUCCUAUAUGGAUGGAAGACUAUAUUGUGCUGUCAAAGUCUUCUUCCUCUGCUCACCCUAUCUCACAGUGUGUAACCCAUUCACCUACCUGCAAGGCAUCACUUGCAGCCUAUUCAGCCAUUACUGUGUCAAGGUCUUAUGAUGAGGCCAAGGCACAUCCCAAGUGGAUUGAGGCUAUGAGAGCUGAGAUUUCAGCCUUAGAAGCUAAUCGGACUUAG
Molecule: messenger RNA, 1989 nt
Organism: Nicotiana attenuata
Lineage: Eukaryota; Viridiplantae; Streptophyta; Magnoliopsida; Solanales; Solanaceae
Exons: 7
Coding region: 1-1989 (662 amino acids)
Biological process (GO): DNA integration
Molecular function (GO): nucleic acid binding
Source: RefSeq, a predicted model, not a curated record